Messenger RNA from Vombatus ursinus (common wombat), 1058 nucleotides. RefSeq names its product interleukin-18 receptor accessory protein-like. The record is from RefSeq and is a predicted model, not a curated record. NCBI's taxonomy places the organism in Eukaryota, Metazoa, Chordata, Mammalia, Diprotodontia, Vombatidae. The annotation marks the transcript as partial. The transcript is spliced from 2 exons. Gene Ontology annotation, molecular function: interleukin-1 receptor binding; interleukin-1 receptor activity. Gene Ontology annotation, biological process: signal transduction.
UUGUCACAGACGAGACUCUGAGCUUCAUUCAGAAAAGCAGACGCCUGCUGGUUGUCCUGAGUCCAAACUACAUCCUCCAGGGGACCCAGAGCCUCCUGGAGCUCAAAGCUGGCCUAGAAAACAUGGCCUCUAGAGGCAGCAUCCACGUCAUUUUAGUGCAGUACAAAGCGGUCAAGGAGACCAAGGUGAAGGAGCUGAAGCGGGCCCGGACGGCGCUCACAGUCAUUAAGUGGAAAGGGGAGAAGUCCAAGUACCCCCAAGGCAGGUUCUGGAAGCAACUGCAGGUGGCCAUGCCUGUGAAGAAAAGGUCUAGUUGGUCCAGCAGCGAGGAGCAAGACACUGUAGAAGCCGUUUUCGACUUCAUUCAGAGAAGCCGGAGGAUGAUCGUGGUCCUCAGUCCUGAUUACCUGACAGAGAAGAGCAUCAGCUUGCUGGAGUUUAAGUUGGGGGUGCUGUGCCAGAACUCCAUCGCCACCCAGCUGGUGGUGGUGGAGUAUCGGCCUUUAGAGCACCCACACCCUAGCAUCCUCCAAUUGAAGGACUCCGUCUCCUUUGUGAGCUGGGAGGGCGAGAGGUCCAAACGUCCGGGCUCCCGAUUCUGGAAGGCCUUGCGCUUGGCUCUGCCUUUGAGGAGCCUGAGUUCAGGCUCAGGCUGGAAUGAGAGCUGCUCCUCCCAGUCAGAUAUCAGCCUUGAUCAUGUCCAGAGAAGGAGGGGCCGUUUGAAAAUGCCUCCAGAGCUCCUGGGUUCAAGGAGAACGGCAGGGGCAGCUCCAGCCACCCCAGGAGCGGCAGCCAAGCACCAUGGCAAGGCCUCAGGGGCUUGUCGGUGUUGUGUCACCUACUGCAAAGGGGAGAAACCACUCAGAAACAAGAACCGAGCAGAGGCUCCCACCCAGACGCAAUGGGAGACUCACCUUUGCAAACCUGUCCCCCAGCAGGUGGGAACUCAUUGGGUUCCAAAUGGUAACAGACUGAAUACUCCAGCUCCCCAGAUCUCAGCCCUUGCUCUUCAUCAUUUCACAGAUCUCUCCAAUAACAAUGACUUCUAUGUCCUCUGA